Molecule: messenger RNA, 3406 nt
Organism: Sceloporus undulatus (fence lizard)
Lineage: Eukaryota; Metazoa; Chordata; Lepidosauria; Squamata; Phrynosomatidae
Gene: PDE7A
Product: phosphodiesterase 7A
Molecular function (GO): 3',5'-cyclic-AMP phosphodiesterase activity
Source: RefSeq, a predicted model, not a curated record
UCUUCUUCCCUCAUUUCUCUCUUUCUCAGCUUCCGGAAGCUCCUCCCAACGGCAACGCCCCCCUCCUCCCACGAUACUACUAUCAUCGUUGACGUCAUCCCCACCACAACGGCUACCUCUGCUUGGCCACGCCCCUCGCGCGCUCUCGCUCCCAGAAGGGGGAGGAGCCAGGCUGGCGCGCGCUCGCCUCGUGCCGGACAAUAGCGGCGCUGCCGCAGCGGCGGGUUGUCUAUCUCUGUCUCUUUCGCCCAAAGCGGGCCUCGGCUCAGGCAGAGCUGUAGGAGCGCAGCGAGGGAGCGGCGAUUGCACCGGGCCUCGCCUCGCUUCUCCAGCCGGGCCUGGCUUUUGUGGGCGCCCCGGGAGACGAGGUGGCGGAGGCGAAGGGGGCCGGGGUUGGGGUGGCGGGGGCAGCAGCAUCAGCACCGCCGCCUCCUCCUCCGCCCCGAUGGAAGUAUGCUACCAGCUGCCGGUGCUGCCCCUGGACCGGCCGGUCCCUCAGCACGUCCUCAGCCGCCGGGGGGCCAUCAGCUUCAGCUCCAGCUCCGCGCUCUUCGGCUGCCCAAACCCCAGGCAGCUCUCGCAGAGACGUGGUGCAAUUUCCUAUGACAGUUCUGAUCAAACUGCGCUGUACAUUCGCAUGCUAGGAGAUGUACGAGUAAGAAGUCGGGCAGGAUUUGAAACAGAGAGAAGAGGUUCUCAUCCAUACAUUGAUUUCCGUAUUUUUCACUCAAAUUCUGAAAUUGAAGUUUCUGUGUCUGCAAGAAAUAUUCGAAGGUUACUGAGUUUCCAGCGGUACUUGAGAUCUUCCCGUUUCUUCCGUGGUAUUACUCUUCCAAAUUCUUCAAACUUUUUAGAUGAUGAUUACAACGGACAAGCUAAGUGUAUGCUAGAGAAAGUUGGAACCUGGAAUUUUGAUAUCUUCCUUUUUGACAGGCUAACAAAUGGAAACAGUCUAGUCACCUUAACCUUCCACUUGUUUAAUCUUCAUGGACUUAUAGAGCACUUCCAACUAGAUACAAUGAAGCUCCGCAGAUUUUUAGUAAUGGUCCAAGAAGAUUACCACAGUCAAAACCCAUAUCACAAUGCAGUUCAUGCUGCUGAUGUGACUCAGGCCAUGCACUGUUAUUUAAAAGAACCCAAGCUUUCCCAAUCUCUGACUCCAUGGGAUAUUCUGGUCAGCUUAAUUGCAGCUGCCACUCAUGAUUUGGAUCAUCCAGGUGUUAAUCAGCCUUUCCUUAUUAAAACAAACCAUUAUUUAGCAACUUUAUACAAGAAUACCUCAGUAUUAGAAAAUCACCAUUGGAGAUCAGCAGUGGGGUUGUUGAGAGAGUCUGGAUUAUUUGCACAUAUGUCACUAGAAAACAGGCAGCUAAUGGAAAGCCAGAUAGGAGCGCUGAUUCUUGCCACUGAUAUAAGUCGGCAGAAUGAGUAUCUUUCUCUCUUCCGCACUCAUUUGGACAAGGAGGACUUAUGCUUAGAACAGGAGAGUCAUCGUCAUCUUGUACUUCAGAUGGCAUUGAAAUGUGCUGAUAUUUGCAACCCCUGCCGGACUUGGGAACUAAGCAAGCAGUGGAGUGAGAAAGUAACAGAAGAGUUCUUUCACCAAGGAGACGUUGAGAAAAAAUAUGGCUUGGGUGUGAGUCCACUGUGUGAUCGACAGACAGAAACCAUUGCAAACAUCCAGAUUGGUUUUAUUACCUAUUUGGUGGAACCAUUGUUUGCAGAGUGGGCCCGUUUUUCGAACACCAAGCUGUCUCAAACAAUGCUUGGUCAUUUAGGACUGAAUAAAGCUAGUUGGAAAGGAGUACAGAGAGAGCAAUCCAGCAGUGGUGAUGAUACUGAUCCUGCAUUUGAGGAAAUGGACUCUGAUAUAGUACCUCAGGAACACUGACUAUCCUGACCCCAGGAUCCAUUCAACAAACUGCCUCUUGCCUGACAUCUGCAGAGCAAGGUUUGAGGAUACAUUUUGUCUGACUGCCAAGGUUUCAGUAUAACCAAUGCCAGCAUUAUUUAUUUUCAAGGUUUCCCUUUGAUAUAUCAUUUGAACUCAAUUUUCAACUACAAGACCUGAACAUAGCAAUAUGCAUAUGCCUCUCAGUUGGCUUCUGCAUGGAACCUUGAAUAUGCAAAUGAGAGAAGUGAACCUUGACUGGGGAAAAUGUACAAGAUAUAUUGUUAUGUGCCACAUUGUUUUAUUUUUAUUUGUUUUUAGAGGAAGUUUGAAAUAAGGCCUUCAAGUCACCACAUGACAUGGAUGAUUCCAUUCUCUAGGAAUUUCUUAAGACUCCAUUCAAUCCCUGUCCAAAAUGUGGAAAUGUGAAGUGCCCAUACUUGGCUGCCUUGGGCAAGAACUGAUGUUUACAAAUGUACUUUGAAACUAUAGACUCUAAACUAACUUUUCUGCAUGGCUGUGGAAGGAACCACUAACUCAAAACGAUCAAAUCUGAAUCUGCAGCUUAUUUUCUUCUUAGCAAGAAAUCAUCUAAUGUAAAGCACAGCCAAACUUUACUCCAGUGCAGAAGGGAAUGCAAUUUUAGCAGGCAGAAAUACUGAAUUUUGGGGGAAGUGGGUUGGGUUGGGAAGAGAGGAAGUGUCCCAAUUGUGUUAAGAUUCUGCAGUGGAAACAUUUGCAUGUUGUUUUCACUAUUGUACACUUGAACUGCACAUGCAAGUAAAAAAAAAAGGUGGAAUGACUAUGAACACCAGAAACAGCUCAGGGUAUUUGCCGAUUGAAAAUAAAGUGGGAUGGGAAGUGUGUCCUUCAGAACAAGGGUACAAAUGCCCCUUUCGCUGCAGUGUGUGUGUGUGUAUGUGUGGCUGUGUGAGUGAAUAUUUGGGGGGAGGGGGGAAGGGGAUGAUGGGACAGAUUUGAAAGACAAUUUUCUUUUAAUUUAUUCUUUUUUAGAAUGUGACAUUUUCAUGAGCAGCCACGGGGGGGAACUAACAGGUUGCUACAGCUGCCUUAAACUAUGCACAAAGCUAAGUGACCAAAUUUUGUGUUGAUUGAAAAAGUGCAUUGUUUACUUAUUCCUCCCUCUACUGAAAUGUUACCCAUUAUGGGUUUUUUGAUGUGAAAAGGAGAAAUGUUUUUAAGGACAAAUUUUAAGGACUAAUUUUUAAUCUUCAAGCAUUCCUUUUUUUUGUAAUUUUUUUUAAACAUUGUUUUAAGUACUGUAAGCACAACUGUAAUCUAUUUUGAGAAACUGGUGCUUUCUUUUUGUUCACUUGUAUUUUCCUUGUUCUUACUGUAAAGACUGUUUAUUCCAUUCUGUUUACAGUUUGCAACAGCCAUUUUUGGGAGAGAGCUUCAGUGUAAAGCCAUUUGUUGAAGGCUUUGCCAUACUCAUUUUAAUGUGCCUGUUGCUGUUAACUUUUGAUUAAUAAUAAUAAACAACUUUUCACAUUA